Molecule: messenger RNA, 1351 nt
Organism: Tribolium madens (black flour beetle)
Lineage: Eukaryota; Metazoa; Arthropoda; Insecta; Coleoptera; Tenebrionidae
Product: protein preli-like
Exons: 4
Coding region: 420-1058 (212 amino acids)
Biological process (GO): phospholipid transport
Cellular component (GO): mitochondrial intermembrane space
Molecular function (GO): phosphatidic acid transfer activity
Source: RefSeq, a predicted model, not a curated record
UCAGAGUCCAGAGUGCUAACCAUUACACCAUGGGACCGUGUAUUUCAUUACUGGCACUCGCAAGUUUAAAAAUGUGUAACACCUAUAAAUUUUUGUUUUGAAAAUUUUCCAAAAAUUAUAUUUAAAACUUUUCCCACCAAAAGUCAGCAAACCGGCGUUUCCUCAUUUAACAAUCAAACAAUUGAAUUCCGUGAGUUUUGUCAUGAUUCCUGUCACUUUCCAGUUUGUUUACAAAAUUCCCUAUAAGGUUAUGUCACAAAAUUGACAGUUUACAAAGUGCGGUCUUACACAGGUGUUUUAAAUAAGCGAGUGACUAAUAUGAGGGGAAUAUUUUUAAUGUUUUAAAUCUAAACUGCAUGAAAUGUCGCUAACUUUUCCAUUCCGACUGUUACAUAAAUCAUUCUGAAAAUUCCACAACUAUGACCAGGUUUUUUGAGCAAACCACGAUAUUUAACUACACCUGGGACCAAGUGGCUCAAGGCUUUUGGAAACGAUAUCCAAAUCCCAACAGCAAACAUGUGUUAACUGAAGAUACAGUUUGUCGUGAUGUUCGUUCAGGGCGAUUAUUUUCCAUAAGGUUACUCAGCAAAACUAACCCAAUUCCAAAGUGGGCAGAAAGGUUUAUCACGUCCAAACAUGUCCAUAUUAUCGAAGAGUCGAUUGUUGAUCCAGUGAAUAAAGUCUUUAUUACAUAUACUAGGAACCUCGGGUACACUAAAGUCAUGAGUGUCACAGAAAAGGUUGUGUACCACCAAAGUGAUGAGCAACCUGGGAAAACCAUAGCAGUGAGAUCAGCAUGGAUUGAUUCCCAAGUCAGAGGUUUCAGUAGAGCAAUUUGUGCAUUUGGUUACGAAAGGUUCAAAAAGAAUUGCUCUAAAAUGGUGGGUGGAUUUAACCAUGUCUUAUCAAACAUGUUUCCACUGCAAAGCACUGUUACAACAACCCAUGCCACUGUAACAGCAUCCAGUAAACUGAAAGAUGCUGCAAAGAAUGCAUCAGAACUUGCUAAAUCGAAAGCAGCCCCAAUUUAUGCAUCUUUGCAUCCUAAUCAGUCUUAAAUGUAAGACAGUUUCAUCAAAAACUGGUCGUUAAUACUUCUUCUUAUAUCAGUGUCGUGUAGGUGUAAUUAUUCCAUUUACUGAUUUUAUUCAGUUUUUGAUACUUUUUUUAUUCCAAAAAAUAUCUAGCUAAGAACUGAAAAUAUAAGUCACUAAUGUUUAUAUGGGGCACGAUUUUAACUGUUAUUAUGGGACUAGAAACGUGUAUAUAUUUUGUUUCCGCUAUAUUAUCAUGAAUAUAAUUAUCUAUAUUGUUGUAAUUGAAAUUAAUAAAAGUAAAACGUUAGCUUUAA